Chlamydomonas reinhardtii is the source of this 1759-nucleotide messenger RNA. RefSeq lists its product as uncharacterized. Lineage: Eukaryota; Viridiplantae; Chlorophyta; Chlorophyceae; Chlamydomonadales; Chlamydomonadaceae. Gene Ontology annotation, biological process: endoplasmic reticulum to Golgi vesicle-mediated transport. The record is from RefSeq and is a predicted model, not a curated record. Gene Ontology annotation, cellular component: TRAPPII protein complex; TRAPPIII protein complex; TRAPPI protein complex. The coding region runs from base 464 to 1066 and encodes 200 amino acids. The transcript has 6 exons.
UUUCGUGUCGGCAAGUACUUUCCGCGCGGGGCCCCGGCCUCGCCUCCCACAGCCCCCACCGUUGUUCAGGCACUCAUUCAAAGGCUAUCGUUUACCCUGUGCUUGACCUCGCCUGCCUUGAGCGCUAUCACGACUCGGAGCGGUCACAGCCAAGCGACACGCGUCCUUAAGGUGCCGCAAGUGCUCGGGGCAGCCUCUGGGAUGCAGACUCCCAGACUCCUUGCGCACACACACACCCGCUCCUUGCCAGCAUCCCUUUACCCCACACACCCCGAGGCCUCGCACACAUUGAAGUAUUAUCAUUCCCACAUACUGUUGCCUGUUGCCUGCUUGCACACAAGCGCUUUGUUACAGAGCACCUUACACUGUAACAGCAACCUUCAAUUUCCAUCAAGUUGAAGUUUGUAUCAAUGAAUCGAUAGAGCGCAGCUGUGUCGAUAGCUGACAGUGAGGCCUGCCAAAGAUGUCGCGCGCAAAACACCAGCAGCUCAACAUCGUGGACAGGCCUCUUACCAAGAAUAAGGCAGAGGUGCCCACCGUAAGCUUGAGUGCGUUUGCGUACCUGUUCAGCGAGUACAUCCAAUAUCUCGUGGACCGGGCAAACAGCAUUACUGAGCUCGAAGAGAGGUUGGAGCGGGUGGGCUACGACGUGGGUGUGCGGGUGCUGGAGCUGCUGUCGUACCGGGAGAAGUCCCUGCGGCGCAAGACGGAUGUGCUGGACAUACUCCGCUUCAUCCACGGCCCCGCCUGGCAGUACCUGUUUGGCAAGACCGCGGAUGACCUGCAACAGGCAGCCAACGCCGACGACGAGUACUACAUCCGCGACUACGACCUGAUGGUGAGCCGCUACAUCUCCGUGCCGCGCUCCUACGAGCCCUUCAACCCGGGCACACUGGCGGCGGGCAUGAUGCGCGGCAUGCUGGACAGCGCCGGAUUCCCCUCGCGGGUGACGGCGCACUUCGUGUCUCACAAGGACCGGCCGCGGCCCAUCACCACCUUCAUGAUCAAGCUGGAGCCGGCGGUCAUGCAGCGCCAGGCCUUCCUGGAGGCAGCCAAGAAGGGGUAGCGCCACAUGGAGGUAGCGCGCCCCGGGGGUGGUUCUUGCAGGCGGGCAGCGCCGCCGUGAACCCGUGGUGCUUGCAGGGGUGCAGGCAGGAGCAGGAGGGUAUCAGCGCCCGGGGUGCCGGCUACGGGCGGGUAGGGCCCCGGAAUGGUUCCAUAGACGGCGGCAGAGCUUCUCUACCAACCAGUGGUAGCGGCCUGGACCCGCACGGGACAGAGGGUUGCUAGCAGUGGAAUCCGGCAAUCCGUGUGAGAACUGAACCCGUCAAGGCACGUGGUGGCGCAGCCAACUGAGCUGAUGGGAGGCUGGGAGAUACGGUGCUGGAGCUGGAGUGUGGGGCUUGAUGUAAGCUUGCACAUGGCUUGAAAUGGCCAGUUACCCGCAGCGGGGUGGUUGGCGCGGUAGGUUCAUCUACGCCGUGUAGACGCCGUGGCCCUCCACGCAUCUACAAGAUAGCUAUGGGCAUCGCUGCUCAUGGUACUCACUGGUGCCGCUCGUAAAGUGUGCUGAGAGGCUGCGGUUAGCGUUGAUACUCGCUCACUCAGGCCAAGUGCUGGUUACAUCUGCACUGCUGUGUGGCUGGCGGUGGUGAUUCAUGAGAGCAGAUUAUUGGACUCGAGCCUGGGCGAGCCUUAUGUGCAGUUCUAGCGUGUACAGACGUGUACAGAGGUCCAGUAGGUUUAGGUGAAGGCACAA